UGUUGCACGAGGUUGUUGCUACUUGGAAGAGUUGCGUUUUGUACACAGAGAUCUAGCGUGUCGCAAUUGUUUUAGUAUCUUCGAGAAAUCGCGAGAAUCGUGUCAUCAAAAUUGGAGAUUUUGGAAUGGCUAGAGAUAUCUACAAGGAUGAUUAUUAUCGCAUGAAAGGAGAAGGUUUGUUUCCUAUUCGCUGGAUGGCACCCGAAUCUUUGGUGAUCGGAAUAUUUACUUCUCAAAGCGAUGUUUGGUCAUUUGGGGUAUUAAUAUGGGAAAUUACAUCGUUGGGUGAGCAACCUUAUACUGCCAAGACUGAUGAAGAAGUGAUAAAUUAUGUACGUGCUGGAGGCAGGUUGCCGAUGACUCUUAACUGUCCGCCAACGUUGUACCAAUUGAUGAUGCGUUGCUGGAGUACAGCGGAUGCCAGACCAAAUUUUAAACUUUGUCUGAAAAAUAUUAUAGCAUUAAGAGAGAACAUGAAAGAUGCCUUACUGAGUCCAGUCGAUAUUAUUUAG
Messenger RNA from Camponotus floridanus (Florida carpenter ant), 512 nucleotides. RefSeq names its product insulin receptor-like. Gene Ontology annotation, molecular function: transmembrane receptor protein tyrosine kinase activity; ATP binding. The record is from RefSeq and is a predicted model, not a curated record. The coding region runs from base 126 to 512 and encodes 128 amino acids. NCBI's taxonomy places the organism in Eukaryota, Metazoa, Arthropoda, Insecta, Hymenoptera, Formicidae. Gene Ontology annotation, cellular component: signaling receptor complex; membrane. The transcript has 2 exons. Gene Ontology annotation, biological process: regulation of TOR signaling; multicellular organism development; protein phosphorylation.